AUGGGUAACCGCCCAGGAAAAACAUGUAAUGCUAUGUCCACUACUGACAACCUCAGGGAAUCCCCUAGAACGGGUGAUAUUUGUCAAGUAGAUGGGGCUUGGAAGGAGACAGAAAGUCGAGCUGGGCUAGGAUGGUUUUACUUGAACAUGAAUACUCAGGAAAAGCUUAUGGGAACUCGUAACUUGAGAAGGGGAAUAUCGCCCCUCCAAACGGAGUUGGAGGCACUUAUUUGGGCCAUGCAUUGUAUGCUACGGCAUAAUAAAUUGUUAACGCGUUUUGAGACGGAUUGCUCUGAUGUGGUGAAGAUGGUGUCUACGCCAGAGGAGUGGCCAGCGUUCGCAAUACUUCUUGACGAGGUUGACCGGUGUAAAAGGAGGUUUACCUCCUUCUCCAUCGCGCACAUACCUAGGACGAAAAACACGAAGGCAGACAAGUUAGCACGGAGUGCUCGAGCUCUACCUACUGAUGUGUAUUAUGUAAACUCUGUUUCGCCAACUUGGAUUCCCGAGCUGGUUUAG
Microthlaspi erraticum is the source of this 519-nucleotide messenger RNA. NCBI's taxonomy places the organism in Eukaryota, Viridiplantae, Streptophyta, Magnoliopsida, Brassicales, Brassicaceae. The record is from the annotation of a GenBank genome assembly.